UAUUGAUUCAUUCAUUCAUGCAUGCAUUCGUUCAUAAUAACCUCUAAAUUCGAUGAUAUUCAUAUCAAAUAUUGGUUGUUACUGAUUCUGUUUUUUCAAUUUCAUCUGGAGUUGAAAUCGUUACCUCGUGUGGACGUGUGGUUGCAUACAUUGAUAAAUGGCAUCCACGUCCUCAAACUCUGCUCAAGCCUCUUCUUCUCAUUCAUGGAAAUAUGAUGUAUUUAUUAGUUUUAGAGGAGAAGAUACCCGCAAAACCUUUGUAGAUCAUCUCUACUCUGCUCUUGUAGAACGACCAAUCUGCGUUUACAAGGAUGAUGAAGCACUUCCCCGUGGUGCUUCCAUUGGCCCUUCUCUGUUCAAGGCUAUCGAAGAAUCACGUAUUGCUGUCGUAGUAUUCUCCACAAACUAUGCAGAUUCUUCGUGGUGUUUAGAUGAACUUGCAUAUAUUAUGAAAUGCAGGGAUGAGAGAGGGCUCAUCGUUCUGCCCAUAUUCUAUGAUGUGGAACCCUCGGAAGUUAGAAAACAAGAAGGGAAUGUCGGAGAAGCGUUUGCCAAACAAGAGGCGGAGAACGUCACCAAAGCUGAAUUGUGGAGAAAAGCGCUUUCUAAUGCAAGUAACAUUGCUGGAUGGGAAUCCAAAAAAAUUGCCAACGGGUAUGAGUCAAAAGUUAUCAAAGAAAUAGUUGGUAAAAUUCAAGAUAGAUUGCUUCCUUUAGAUUCAGAUGUUGAUGAAGAGCUUGUUGGAAUGAGAGAGCGCUUGAAAGACUUGAUAUCACGGUUAGAAAUUGAGAGGGGUGGUGUGCGGAUGGUUGGGAUAUGGGGAAUUGGCGGUAGUGGCAUUAGCUGGAUCACCUCAAUGGUUUGGAAGCGGGAGCCGAAUAAUAAUCACAACUAGAGAUGAACAUUUGCUAAGAACUCACAGAGUAGAUCAAAUCUCCUCCGUUAAAUUAUUAUCUCAUAAAGAGGCUAUCUUACUAUUA
Messenger RNA from Erigeron canadensis, 980 nucleotides. Its product is annotated as disease resistance protein RPV1-like. Bases 158 to 895 code for a protein of 245 amino acids. The record is from RefSeq and is a predicted model, not a curated record. Gene Ontology annotation, biological process: signal transduction. The transcript has 3 exons. Lineage: Eukaryota; Viridiplantae; Streptophyta; Magnoliopsida; Asterales; Asteraceae.